AUGUCGCUGGACUCCCUGUUAGAAAAGGUGCCGCGUCCGAGUGAGUUCGAUCCCUGUGACUAUGAAGCACUCAGGGAGUACUUUCCGCCGCCGUUGAAGGACCAGGAGAGGCUGCCGCUCAGUCUUGAGGAGCACAGCGAAAAGGCUUUUCGCAAGCUCCACGAAACGGGUCUGCCAACGCUUCAGCGCGCUGAUGAGCACGUCCGACGCCGAGCAGAGGAUUGGUUCGAGCGAGUGACUCAAUAUGCUGCAAAGCAGAAGGCCGCUGAUCAGGUACUGGACCUGCAGACGCUGCGCUUCCGCCUUACGCGGUAUUCUACACUUAAGGGCUGUGGUUGCAAGGUUCCUCAAAGUGAGUUGCUCGAGUGGAUGACCGCAACCAAGAACCUCUUGCGUUCACCAAUGAAGAGCUUUUCCAGACCUGGCGGCUUGAUGAGUACAAGCAACACAGAGUCGAGCACGCCAGGAGACGUCUCCGUGGAACUCGGGGUUGGCAUGGACGCCUCCGUGGUACGCUUGACCCAGCUCUCCAGCAGACAACAGAGCACGGAGAAAGACGCCGAGAAUGCGCCCUCCUUCGGCACCCAGCCGCUAUAUCUGAUCAGCACUACGGACUUCUUUUUCCCACUGGUUGAAGAUCCGUAUCUCAUGGGACGCAUUGCAGCCGCGAAUGUGCUGUCCGAUGCGUACGCUCUGGGUAUCCGAACACCACCGAGUACCAUGCUGAUGCUCGUGUGUGCGGCAACAGAGAUUGAGCCUCCAGCGCUUCGAGCUGGCGUAACACAGACCAUGAUGGCGGGAUUCAUUGAUGCCUGCCACGAGGCUGGUACUCAAGUCACAGGAGGUCAGACGACGCUGAAUCCGUGGCCGCUCAUCGGAGGUGUUGCCGAAGUCGUCCUCCCUCGAGGCGAGUUUCUAAUGCCGGAUGCAGCGCAGCCGGGCGACACCAUUGUGCUUACGAAACCCCUCGGAACGCAGGUAGCCAUCAAUCUCUACCAGUGGCUCGGACAAAUGGAGGAUGCUCACUACUUGCAUCUUCUGGAGAGUCUAGAGACCACACAGCAGCAGGAGUAUGGCCCCGAAGACACCCGUCGAAGCGUUCAUGGGCAGUUCGUGCCGCCUUCAGAGGAAACGCAUGCUCGCGACAUCCCGGGACCGGGUCCUGCACAUACAACUCAUGAUGCUCGUUUGUCUCGAGCGUUGUCGAGCAGCAUUCUCGAACAACUACCACCCGCUGCCCGCAAGACGCUCGCUCAAGGUCGCCAAGCGCGCGUCCACUACUCGAAAAUCGAACAAGUGCUGACCCCAGCGGAUAUCUGUCGUGCCUACGAUGUGGCUUGUCUUAGUAUGGCCCAUCUCAACGCAAGAGCUGCCCAGCUGCUUUUAGAAAGUGGUGCUGCGCACGCCGUCACUGACAUAACCGGUUUCGGGAUUCUGGGGCACGCCCAAAAUCUAGCGCGAAACCAGAAAGCUCCCGUGGACAUGGAGAUUGAUGUACUUCCGAUCAUUCGGGGUAUGACGAGCGCAGAUCGUGCAUUGCAAGGUGGAAAAAUGUUCCGACUUCUGGAGGGCUUCUCUGCGGAGACCAGCGGCGGUCUACUCAUUUGCUUCGGUGCAUCCAGCACAGAGCGGAGCAGCCAAGUCGUCGCCCGGCAGUUUUGCGAAAAACUGGCCACGGUAGACGAUCACUGGCCGGCAUGGAUUGUAGGCAGAGUGGUCCCGGGAAGCCGCGAGGCUAGAAUCCUCGAUCACGUGAAAAUUUUAGAAGUUUAA
Cyanidioschyzon merolae strain 10D is the source of this 1773-nucleotide messenger RNA. RefSeq names its product probable selenophosphate synthetase. The transcript has a single exon. Lineage: Eukaryota; Rhodophyta; Bangiophyceae; Cyanidiales; Cyanidiaceae. Gene Ontology annotation, biological process: L-selenocysteine biosynthetic process. The record is from RefSeq and is a predicted model, not a curated record. Gene Ontology annotation, molecular function: selenide, water dikinase activity; ATP binding. The coding region runs from base 1 to 1773 and encodes 590 amino acids. Gene Ontology annotation, cellular component: cytoplasm.